AUGGAUCCAACGAAGAGUCUCUGCCAGCGUCACGCAAGGGAUUGGUUCGGUAAGCUAUCUCGAUGGACGCUGUAUUGGAACUGCUACGACGAUGGACUCUUCAUUGGGGGUCGUGGCAGCGGCAAAGGGCUGCAUGUGGACCAGGUGCUGUGGAGCAAUGUUGGCAAACAGUGGAGGGGCUACAAGCUGAUGGUGACCUGGCCAGCAGGCGCUGAGAGCACGCGUCACGUGCGGGAGCUGCCAGAUGCCCACUUCCGGCCUCCGCUUGGCACGGCUCAGCUGGAGGCACUGAGGUCGGCCUCGCGGAUUGCCCUCCUGCGCCCUGGCGACCUCUUCAUUUGCAGUGGCGGCGUAGCACACGCCACGAUUAGUGCCUCGCGGGAGCUGACAGUCACGGGCUAUGAGUCACUGGUCUCCUUGCACCCGAGGCUCGUCACUCAUUUGCUCGAGACUGGGUCGGUGUCGGGACCGUGCGCGCUGGACAAAGGCGUGAUGGAGUGUGAAGAGCUGCGGGAGCUUCGCACCUCUUUGCUUCAAAGACUCAUGGCGCUGCUGCAGGAGCAGACCUCGUCCAAAGCGACGAGCUCGGAGGUUGAGUCCGCGUCGGGCUUCGGAGCGCCAUUGUCGCUGCCCCGCGCUCUGCUUCGGCGGCAGCUGGCCAGCGCAGCCUCGCAGGUAGCCGGCGAUCCCAACUUUGCAGUGUUGGCCAGAGGAGCUGGAGUCUGCCGCCUCCUGGCAGCCAGUGACCACUUGAAUGCAGCCAGCAAGGUUCCGGCGACUCUUGAGCCCAGCAGGAAGCGUCUUCGUUGCGACAUGCUGACACAAAGGGACCUGAACUUAUGCGCAUAG
Molecule: messenger RNA, 849 nt
Organism: Symbiodinium pilosum
Lineage: Eukaryota; Dinophyceae; Suessiales; Symbiodiniaceae
Source: the annotation of a GenBank genome assembly